AUGUUGACCGCAACGGAUAGCCACGUAGUCGGUACAGCCAUCGCGGCCGACAGCCCUGCCGUCGGUACAAUCGUCGCGGCCGAUAGCCCUGCCGCAAUAAGACCAUGCACUUUGAAAAUCCUCAUGUUCCCAUGGCUAGCUCAUGGCCAUAUAUUCCCUUAUCUCGAGCUAGCCAAAAGACUCCUCAGCAGAAAAAACUUCCACAUCCACCUCUGCACAAUCAUCGUCAAUUUCCCCUCAAUCCAAGACUUCAUUCUCAAAAACUCUCUUCAACACUCCAUAGACUUGGUCGAACUCCAUUUGCAGCCAUCGCCGGAUCUUCCCCCGCACCACCAAACCACCAAAAAUCUUCCCUCGAACCUCAACAUCCCGGCAUUCCAUUUCCUCCCCCUUGGGACUGCCACCACAUCCUACGUCUACCACCACUACUACUCCACCGAACAAACCUUUCCUUUCCCGGAACUCCAUCUGGCCGACCACGCGAAGGAGAGCAUGGACUCGUUCACCGAGUUUCUAAAGGACAACAUCUUUUUCGAGGACCGGAACCCUUUCAUCAACUUCGAGCUGUCGUCCGGUGUUGUCCUGAUGAAGACGUGCCGUGCGUUGGAGGGGAAGUACAUCGACUACCUCUCUGGAGCCUUCCGGAAGAAACUCCGAACCGUGGGCCCGCUUGCCGCCACCGUCAUCUCGGGAAGCUCAGAGAUUCUACGGUGGCUGGACGGGAAGGGCCCGCGCUCGACCAUGUACGUCUCGUUUGGCAGCGAGUGCUUCCCAUCCAAGGAAGAGAUGGCAGAGAUAGCGAGGGGGCUCGAGUCUUGCCAUGCAAGCUUCGUGUGGGUGGUUCGGUUCCCGGCCGAAGGGUCGAUUCCCCUUGAAGAGGCCCUUCCGGAAGGGUUCCUCGGGAGGGUGGGGGAAAGGGGGAUGGUCGUGGUCGGGUGGGCCCCGCAGGCGGAUGUGCUGGCGCACCGUAGCACGGGAGGGUUCGUGAGCCACUGCGGGUGGAGCUCGUUGAUGGAGAGCGUGUACUAUGGGGUGCCCGUCAUAGGCAUGCCGAUGAAGCUUAACAUGUUCAUAGAUGUUAAGAUGAUGGUGGAUGCCGGUGUUUGUGUGGAGGUCGAGAGGAAAGGGAAUGGUGAGGUGUAUAAGGGAGAAGAGAUAGCGAAGGCGAUAAAUGAAGUGAUUGUGGAGAAAACGGGAGAACAGAUGAGGGGAAGGGCGCUUGAGUUGAGCGAGAAGAUGAGGGUGAAGAAGAGGUGGAGAUGGAUGCAACGACUUGUAAACAAAGCUCCCACAACAAAUCACUCGUUGCAUCCAUCUCCACCUCCUCUUCCACCCUCAUCUUCUCGAUCAACUCAAGCGUCUUUUGCCUCAUCCGUUCACAGUGACACGAUCAAUUCAUCACCCAUGCCCGAGAAAGAAAUGGUUGAACUUCAUGAUGACGAGAGCUUGGAGAUGAGGGCCAAAGGUGUUGUGACCAACUCGUCAUCAGCCAUCGUUGCGUUCCAAGAAAGACAACUCUCGACAUCUAUGGAGAUCGAGAAAACCGUUUAA
This is a messenger RNA of Striga asiatica, 1551 nucleotides long. NCBI's taxonomy places the organism in Eukaryota, Viridiplantae, Streptophyta, Magnoliopsida, Lamiales, Orobanchaceae. The record is from the annotation of a GenBank genome assembly.